Drosophila albomicans is the source of this 849-nucleotide messenger RNA. RefSeq lists its product as uncharacterized. The transcript is spliced from 2 exons. NCBI's taxonomy places the organism in Eukaryota, Metazoa, Arthropoda, Insecta, Diptera, Drosophilidae. The record is from RefSeq and is a predicted model, not a curated record. The coding region runs from base 66 to 368 and encodes 100 amino acids.
UAUAUUGAGUUUGACUGAACCUCAACAUAGCAAUAGAUAAUCAAUCUGUUGUGUGUUGCUCAAAAAUGGUGGAUGGAAGUAAAGCUGUUAAAGAUAUGAGUCGCACCGCUUCCCUUUGCAUGCAAUGGAAUGAGUCGAUUAAAAACUGGAAUAACGUCUCUGUCAGAAUGUUCUUGGCCAACCAGGCGUGGCGAAGGGGCAGUUACCGCAGAUCUUUGACGAUGCACGCGGCUCCGCCAAUGACGCGCCAAUUUUUGUGUCGUGUUGGAGACUUGGGUCCCAAAGGGAGCGGAGUGGCGGUCGAUAUCGUGUCACAUUCAUUUGCCAAUUUACGGUCGACUAAUGGCAAUAAUGAAUGCAUUUUAUAGUCCCAUCCAUAAUGCUGCUGCUGCGACACAAUCAAAAACACACCGAGAAUUACACAAAUCGUGCAAUUUCUGUGUGGCAGGAAAAAAACAGAAACAGAAAAAAAAACAAAAACAAAUACUUAUUAAUUUGACGGUAAAUUAAUAACAGCCCACUGAAUCACACAAAUGGUCUAAAGAUCGCCCGCUCUCGACUGAAAAUGGAGGCGAUGGUCAUUUUUUAAUUGGAUUAGAAAUGGUCGCAACUGCAAAACAAGUUCAAAUUCGUUCGAUCAUAAAUUUUGUGUGCAUGAAUUUUGAAGAAUUCGUUUUUUUAAUGGAGCUCGAAAAUGGAAACAAAAUUCGAAAUUGCCGCGAAUUGGAGACGUCAGAGUAAUCCGAGAGCCAAGAACCAACCAAGAGCCGUCGGAGCAGCUUUUCGGCCAUUUGCCAUGCGGCACGGCGUAUGUUUUAUGGCCAUGUUAAUCGGUUUUUAAAGCGAUUA